This is a messenger RNA of Recurvomyces mirabilis, 2814 nucleotides long. RefSeq lists its product as uncharacterized. Bases 1 to 2814 code for a protein of 937 amino acids. The transcript has a single exon. NCBI's taxonomy places the organism in Eukaryota, Fungi, Ascomycota, Dothideomycetes, Mycosphaerellales, Teratosphaeriaceae. The record is from RefSeq and is a predicted model, not a curated record.
AUGUCUCUGUUCAACCUCUUCAGCAGACCUAAAGUAGAGAAGGCGCGCGGAUAUGCCGAAGCUGGUCUCGCACCAACGCCGGCACUGAAGACCAAGCAGUCGGGUACCUCGAGACUCGAUCUACUCGCGCAGGAGAAACCCGUGGAUGCACCGGCACGGUCUGCAAGUGCUCUUUCUUUCCGCAGGCAUAUCGACAGACCUGCUUCGAGGACGUCGAAUAACAGACCAGCUGGACCGCCUACGCGACGCACAGCAUUCUUUGAACCACCUCCUCUGUUCCAAGCAUAUCCUCAAUCGGCAAAAGAUGGCACGCUCCGGGUGUCAUCCGUCACGGCCGAGACUGUGCUACAGAAGAACAAGUACCGGCAGACCAUCCUCAGUGUACCUGAAACCACUCCACGAGGCAGCACAGAUGACAGCACAAGCAUUCAAGCCCGACCAAGCGCGAAAACAUCGCUACGACAUGUUGCCAAUGGCUCAAUCACUUCCUCCGAGCUUCCCAGAAAAGUCAUUGUGCUCGUUUCGGCUGGCUAUCUGCUGCAGUAUGCUGAGACUGGUCCGGCCAAUCGUUUGCCGGAGAGAGUCCUUCAGCUUGGGAAGGACUCGGCGGCUUUCGCUUGCGACUUGAUACCUGGAAAGCAUUUCGUGCUGCAAAUUUCGCAGACGGUAGAUCAGCAGGGUGUAAUCGUGCCCACCAGUGGCUCGCUGUUCACGAAGCUAGGGUUGCGAAGUGCGGCUUCGAAACGUGUUGCCUCAAAUCUGCUGCUGGUCAUGCCGGAUGCAACGGAGAUGAACAGUUGGAUGGUGGCUAUACGGGAGGAGAUCGAGGUGCUAGGGGGAUUGAAGACAAGAUCUCGGACCGCUGCAAGUACGCUGAAGGAUGAUUUGGAGGAGGAGGCGGACGAGGACAGUCAGAAGUCGCAUGAUGUAGAUAGAGACAUGGCUGGUCCUAAGAAGCGUGGGAUACCAGCAAAGAGGCUCAGUCAACUCUCGUCCCCACCAUCCCGGAUGCGAGAUGAUGACGAGAAGUCGGAAACUGGAACAAUUGAUGACAUCGAGGAAGAAGCGCAGCAGUUGGCGAACGAGAGCAGUAUGUCCCUGGACGUCGGAGGAGUUGAUAUUGAUGCACAAUCAAUACAUUCUUCGGUAGCUGCGUCGCUGGACCAACACAGGCUCAACAGUCUCCGGAGCAAUCAACGAAUCUCGCAUUCAACCGUAGCUACGACGGUCGGAUCUUCGAGAGCGAAUUCUCUGAGCGGCUCACCGCGGAACGAAGUCAGAGAACCUGUCAAGCUCGAGGCGACUGCCGAAGUUCCCCAGCAGAAAUCUCAGUAUCGUACACUGGCAUCCUACUUGGGCGGUAGAAGGCGCUCUGCUAUGCCGCUGUCGAUUAUGAAAGAGAAGCCAUUGCCUAUGCCUGAUAUGCACCGUCAGUCAAAUGAGCGCAACCUUGAGCGGGAGUCCACGGAGAACAGGCGUAUAAGCUCGUCGCCACGGAAGUUGGUUGUGGCAGUCAGUGAGCCGGAUCUUCGGGCCACCGCAGAUCUCAAGGCGCGGCAUGACUCGAGGAUGCCGACGCCGCCUAAGCUCCACGAAGAAGACGAGAGACGGCAUAGUGUCGUUGGCGACCUCCCAUCGCCCGCUACCUGGACCAACGAUCGGUCGCCACUGAAGAGGACAUCUGUGAUUCAAGCAGCCACGGUGCAAGCCAAUGCGCAGAGAGCGAGCAUGCUGCGCGGUUCCACGCGGUCGAGCGACGGCUUCAGGAGUCGAAGAGCAUCUGGCCAACCCAGUUUCAGUCUUCCUUUGAGGAUCAACCCAUCCACGCCGGAGAAUCGGCCGCCCACAAGGGACAAUCAAAGCUCGUUCAAUCAGGUGGAAGCAAGUAGUGGAGAGCCGACGGUGCAUGUAUUGACGGCCAAAGUCGAAGCCACCCAGCCUGGCGCUCCCCCAUCGAAGGAUGGCCAACAGCUGCCCCUUUCUCGCUCUCCAUCUGGCCGGCUAUCGCUGUUUCCCUCGGCCACGCCGUCGCCUGCUGUGUCACAGUCGCCAAGUCCGAACGACAUCAGAAGUCGUUCACCUUCCGCAGCAGCGAUGGCGCAAGCUCAUAGCCAGUCGCUAAAGCGACCUACGAGCAUACAAGUACGUUCAGACCGUGCACCCUUCGCCCACAGCAUGCGCAUGUCCACCCAUGGCAUGGUCCCGGGCCAAGCACCAGCUCGCUCUUACACCGCGCCAAUCCGAAGUUUACGUCCUUCCCGAUCAUCAGCGCAGUUUCAGACGUCGAGAUCAAUACCUACUAUUGCUACAACAGUAAUGUCGCCGGCCUCUUCAGCGCAGCCUUCGCCAACGGACCCCUUUAGUGGCCUUUCCGCCAGUGGUGACCUGCCUGCCUCGGUAGAAGCUUCAGACAAACCCACGCCUCUACCGACUGACCGCGCGCUAUCACCGACUCCAUUCCAGUCCGGUCCGUCAUCCCGUGCUAGCGGUCGUAGAGUCCGUACGAUGUCUUCACUGCCAGACCUGGACUUCGGUAUCCCCGUCGUUGGCUUGGGACCACCCGCACCUCCACCCUCAGUCCCGCUACCUGCACCACCACCCAUUGGGAGUAUAAGUCGGCCAUCAAGUCCUGCCCUAAGCAUGUUGAGAUCGAUGCCACUCCCUCCCACCGGUAUGGGUGCAAUAAGCAGGCCAAGUAGUCCUGCACCUGGAAGACCAUUACCUGUUCUUCCUGGUGGCAUGCGUACGAGUCGCCCGACUAGUCCUGUUCCUUUCGCCAGCAGUGGGCUAGGUAUACAGAUGGCUGGUUCAUGA